UUUUUUCUUUUUUUUUUCAGGUUAUGGAUUUGUAGACUUUGAAUCCCCAGCUGCUGCAGACAAAGCUGUGAAAGGUCUACAGGCAGCUAAUAUCCAAGCCCAGAUGGCAAAGCAGCAGGAACAGGACCCCACUAACCUCUAUAUUGCCAACCUCCCACCACAGAUGAAUGAGGCAGAACUGGAGCAACUUUUGGCUCAACAUGGACAAGUCAUUUCUACCCGUAUUCUUAGAGACAACAAUGUCCAGUCAAGAGGUGUAGGUUUUGCGAGAAUGGAAUCCCGAGAAAAAUGCGAGCUGAUUAUACAAAUGUUCAACAAGAAGGUGCUGCGAGGAGCCAAAGAAGCACUCCUAGUUAAAUUUGCUGAUUCUGGCAAUAAGAAACGCAACCAGUACAAGACCAAGGAGCAGACUAGCUGGGAACGCUCAGAA
Penaeus vannamei (Pacific white shrimp) is the source of this 430-nucleotide messenger RNA. Lineage: Eukaryota; Metazoa; Arthropoda; Malacostraca; Decapoda; Penaeidae. The record is from RefSeq and is a predicted model, not a curated record.